CCAUUUUAUCAACUUUCUCCAGGAGAGGAGUGGAGGGACUCGGAGGCGCCUACUAAGUUCUGAAACGAGCUUCAAGUGACUGUAGCCUUAGGACCGUGUCUCGACUCCAGCAUUCUUCCUUCUAAGGAAAGUAAAGGCGGGUCCCUGCACUCAGCAUCUGUCCUGGGUCAGCGGAGACAGCUUUUUAGCUAUUGGCGGACAAUUCACCAUAUCGCAGACCUAGGCCAAUUAUACAGCAACUACAUCCAAACCUGGUGAUUCAAUUGUGUUCACGCACCUGCGUUCGUAACGCAAUCACCAUAAGGAGACAACAAUGUUCAAUUUUGGCAGGAAUCGGCAGACUUUCCGACCAAAGAAGAACACGCCCCAAGGGAGUAAAGGAGCUCAGCUUCGGCAACACAUCGAUGCAACUCUUGGAAGUGGCAACCUUCGGGAAGCGGUUCGAUUACCACCGGGGGAGGAUCUGAACGAAUGGCUGGCUGUCAACACGGUUGACUUCUUCAACCAAGUGAACCUUCUGUACGGCACCCUCACCGAGUUCUGCACGCCAGAGAACUGCCCGACCAUGUCAGCCGGGCCAAAAUACGAAUACCGAUGGGCCGAUGGCGUAAAUAUAAAGCGGCCUCUGGAGGUGUCUGCUCCGAAGUAUGUUGAGUACCUAAUGGAUUGGAUUGAGACGCAGUUGGAUGACGAAAGCGUGUUUCCUCAGAAGCUAGGUGCACCAUUUCCGCGGAACUUCGAGGAAGACGUUGUCAAGGUUAUCUUCAAACGGCUGUUCCGGGUAUAUGCUCACAUCUAUCACAGCCACUUCCAGAAGAUCGUGAGCCUCAAGGAAGAAGCUCACCUUAACACUUGCUUCAAGCACUUCAUAUACUUCACACAGCACUUUGACCUGAUAGACAGAAAGGAACUAGCACCCCUGCAAGAACUUAUUGACUCUAUCACGUAGACAGAACGUCUACAAUCACGAGGCGUGAGUCUAAUUGGGCUAAUGAGUGGCAUGGGCCAUUCGGUGCUUUAUAAGCCCAAGUCAUGAAGCCUUGCUUGCGCGAGUCCAGGCAGAAACAAUGCAUAUGUAUAUAAGGGACGAUUUGGAUCAAUCAGGCUGGGGCCUGCAAUGAUUGCGUUCCAGA
Molecule: messenger RNA, 1133 nt
Organism: Klebsormidium nitens
Lineage: Eukaryota; Viridiplantae; Streptophyta; Klebsormidiophyceae; Klebsormidiales; Klebsormidiaceae
Source: the annotation of a GenBank genome assembly